This is a messenger RNA of Cyphellophora attinorum, 1530 nucleotides long. RefSeq lists its product as uncharacterized. The transcript is spliced from 2 exons. The coding region runs from base 1 to 1530 and encodes 509 amino acids. Lineage: Eukaryota; Fungi; Ascomycota; Eurotiomycetes; Chaetothyriales; Cyphellophoraceae. The record is from RefSeq and is a predicted model, not a curated record.
AUGGCUCGAGGUUGGACUAGACCAUGCACUGGGUCGAAGAAGCCUACUCUUUCCGCAGACUACAAAGGCGCCAAGAAGGAUGAAUAUGGCCCUUGGGAGCCUCUUGGUCGACUGCUGCUGCCAGACUGGCACCGGAAGGCGGAUGAGAUCGUAGAGCAACGGAGGAGAAAAUUUCUACCCGCUUCUGGCGAUGCUCAAGAGCCAUCCGAUGGCGUAGUGCAGCCAACAGAUAUCACCGAGACUGGCUCUCGACAGGACAAUAGGCUACCACAGGCUGAUGAAAUGCCGACCUCGGUUCACCACGGUACUGACGACCAGCAAACGGCCGGAGACAGUCAGCCAGAAAGUCAGAGUACUCACGAAAAUGCCCAAGGUGGUGAGGGGAACGAUAACAGCAGCGCUACGAGGGCAGAGCCGGCUGCAGCAGCAGCGGCUGGAUCUGACGAAUCCAGUGAAGAACAACGGGAACAUCUGGACAGCCGAGACGAACAGCGGUCUAACCCGCAGAUCGUGCCAGCAUUUCGUAUAUCGCAAUCACAUAUCGCCUCUGACACCACGACCAGCCCAACUACUGGAUUACCUGGACCGUCAUUGACCGACCUCGACCACUUCCCAGACUCUUGCUGCCUCUGCCACUGGCGACUGACCGGACUCGUUCCUCAGUACCUCACAGACAUCCUAUGCGAAGACUGCUUCGCGCUUUGCACACGUAUGGGCAGCCCAAUGAACUCUUCAAACCUCGCCGUGGUCCCAUAUGACGGUCAGCCACCGCCGUUGCCGUCCUGGCCAACGUCUCCGGGACCAACGUCAUCAACCUCCGCCUCGUCUGUCGCAAGCCGAAGCAGCAGUCCCAGAGAACGGCCGCUGUAUCCGUCUACCCACUAUCGAUGCAGUACACCACGAGGAGCCGUGCGCAUCCAACCAGAAGUCGAUCGACACAGUGCGCCCGCUUGCCGCUCAAGCACACCACCUCCAGCGUACGCUCGCCACGCCGACCCGCUCUACCGCUACCCUUACGAGCGUCCUCACGGGCAGCGUAUGCCUCCUGGUCCAUUCGACCCCUUGUACCACUACCCACACGGACGCCCAGGCAGGACUGAUGCUACGCUAGACCAGGAUGUCGCUGCUGCUAAUCAGGUCUUCUUCGCCAACUAUCCCGCCGGACCUCCAACAUCGAUCAAUGCAUUCUACCCUCCACCAGGGUGUGAUACUGACGGACAAGCCUUCUUCGACCACCUCCUUCACACGGGGCCAGCUCUCACAAAUCCUGGCUUUGCGCCCCAGCCGCCACCCUUUCAGCGUCCCGACCUCCACUACGACUUCCCGCAAGUAACGCUAGCCGACACACGCCGUCUCGUCAUCUGCGAGGACCAACACUGCCAGAUCCCGAUGUGGAAGGCUCCGGAUCUGGCCUCUCCGUUCGAGCACAGUCCAUUCCACGUUCCUGGUUUCCGACCAAAAGAACCCCUCUUCUUCGUUCCAUCGGGUGCCGAAGAGCCUGAGCGGUUCGGUGGUCCCUGCCAGUGGUGA